CUCCCUCUCUCCCCUCUCUCCCUCUCACUCUCUCUCCGCUCACACACACGCAGAGGUGCUGGAGCAAAAUCGGGAGCUUACCGGAGAAUUCUUUGGGAUUGUUGGGGGCAUCUCCCCUCCGUUGCUGUGCGUGGCGUGACUCUCCCUUGAUCCUCCCUGCUUCCCCGAACCUGAGUUCUCGUCUUCAACCUUUCGUGGUGCAGCGGCCACCGCUCAAACCUCGGCUGGGAGAUCCGAAAUGUGAGGAGGGGCCGCUGCUGUCUCCUGCCCCGGGCCGCAGGGUCGGCGCGAGGGAUGCCAGUGCGGACGGCGGGCUGAGGGGCUCUGCCUGACAAACUGAGUUGGCCUCGUGCCGCGGGCGUCUACUCGCCUGCCCCUCCCGUGGCUGCCGCUUCGAGGGGACUCCCAAGUCUGUGCACCUCUGUCAGGCUUUCGCCUCCACCACCCCUUUUGCUCUGAUUCCCGAAUUUUUUUUUCUUCUACUAAGGGAGCGUGCAGUCAGGGGGUGCGUGCGCGUGUGUGAAAAGACCUCUUUCGCCGAGCGGCGUGUGGGAAACUGCGGGAAAAUGUUGACUUAACCCCUGGAGCCGCCCGGCGCUGGCUGCUUGGCUGGAGGCGGCAGCGGCGGCCGAGCAGGAGGACCCGCCGAGCCGUGGGGCCGUGUCCGGCCGGCAAGCCGCGGCGCUGCCUCCCGCGCGGACUCCGCAGCCGGCGACCCGCUCGCGGAGGGCUUCGGCCUUCUCCAGCCACCCGGCUGCUGCCCUCUGCGCCUCUCCCUUCGCGCGGCCCCCGUGCCAGACGGCCCUCCCCCGGGGCACGCUCUCAGACCGAGAUAUGAGGAUCAAUGAUGCAGACUGCUGGGUUCGAUGAAGCUGGGCAUUUAUAACUAGAUUCAUUAAGGAAUACAAAGAAAUAUCUAAAGGGAUCAAUAAUGGUGUCUUCUGGUUGCAGAAUGCGAAGUUUGUGGUUUAUCAUUAUAAUCAGCUUCUUACCGAAUACAGAAGGUUUCAGCAGAGCAGCUUUACCAUUUGGGUUAGUCAGGCGAGAAUUGUCCUGUGAAGGUUAUUCCAUAGAUCUGCGCUGUCCGGGCAGUGAUGUCAUCAUGAUCGAGAGCGCUAACUACGGUAGGACAGAUGACAAGAUUUGUGAUGCGGACCCAUUUCAGAUGGAGAAUACAGACUGCUACCUCCCAGAUGCCUUCAAAAUCAUGACUCAAAGGUGCAACAAUCGAACACAAUGUAUAGUAGUUACUGGGUCAGAAGUAUUUCCUGAUCCAUGUCCUGGGACAUACAAAUAUCUUGAAGUCCAAUAUGAAUGUGUUCCUUACAAAGUGGAGCAAAAAGUUUUUGUGUGCCCUGGGACCUUGAAAGCAAUUGUGGACUCCCCAUGUAUAUAUGAAGCUGAACAAAAGGCAGGUGCUUGGUGCAAGGACCCUCUUCAGGCUGCAGAUAAAAUUUAUUUCAUGCCCUGGACUCCCUACCGCACUGAUACUUUAAUAGAGUAUGCUUCUUUAGAAGAUUUCCAAAACAGUCGCCAAACAACAACAUAUAAACUUCCAAAUCGAGUAGAUGGUACUGGAUUUGUGGUAUAUGAUGGUGCUGUCUUCUUUAACAAAGAAAGAACAAGGAAUAUUGUGAAAUUUGACUUGAGGACUAGAAUUAAGAGUGGAGAGGCCAUAAUUAACUAUGCCAACUACCAUGAUACCUCUCCGUACCGAUGGGGAGGAAAGACGGAUAUCGACCUAGCAGUUGAUGAGAAUGGCUUGUGGGUCAUUUAUGCCACUGAACAGAACAAUGGAAUGAUAGUCAUUAGUCAGCUGAAUCCAUACACUCUUCGAUUUGAAGCAACCUGGGAGACUAUCUAUGACAAACGUGCUGCAUCAAAUGCUUUUAUGAUAUGUGGAGUCCUUUAUGUGGUCAGGUCAGUUUAUCAAGACAAUGAAAGUGAAACAGGCAAGAAUGCAAUCGAUUACAUCUAUAACACCCGAUUAAACCGAGGAGAAUAUGUAGAUGUUCCCUUUCCCAACCAGUACCAGUACAUUGCUGCGGUGGAUUACAAUCCAAGAGACAACCAACUCUACGUGUGGAACAAUAACUUUAUUUUACGAUACUCUCUGGAGUUUGGUCCACCUGAUCCUGCCCAAGUGCCUACCACAGCUGUGACAAUAACUUCUUCAGCUGAGCUGUUCAAAACCACAGUAUCAACCACAAGCACUACUUCACAGAAAGGCCCCAUGAGCACAACUGUAGCUGGAUCCCAGGAAGGAAGCAAGGGAACAAAACCACCUCCAGCAGUUUCUACGACCAAAAUUCCUCCUGUAACAAAUAUUUUUCCCCUGCCAGAGAGAUUCUGCGAAGCAUUAGACGCGAGGGGGAUAAAGUGGCCUCAGACACAAAGGGGAAUGAUGGUUGAGCGGCCGUGUCCCAAGGGAACAAGAGGAACUGCUUCAUAUCUCUGCAUGGUUUCCACUGGAACAUGGAACCCUAAGGGCCCCGAUCUUAGCAACUGUACCUCACACUGGGUAAAUCAGCUGGCUCAGAAGAUCAGAAGUGGAGAAAAUGCUGCUAGUCUUGCCAAUGAACUGGCUAAACAUACCAAAGGGCCAGUGUUUGCAGGGGAUGUGAGUUCUUCAGUGAGAUUGAUGGAGCAGUUGGUGGACAUCCUUGAUGCACAGCUGCAAGAACUGAAACCUAGUGAAAAGGAUUCAGCUGGACGGAGUUAUAACAAGCUCCAAAAACGAGAGAAGACAUGCAGGGCUUACCUUAAGGCAAUUGUUGACACAGUGGACAACCUUCUGAGACCUGAAGCUUUGGAAUCCUGGAAACACAUGAACUCCUCUGAACAAGCACACACUGCAACAAUGUUACUGGACACAUUGGAAGAAGGUGCUUUUGUCCUAGCUGACAAUCUCUUGGAACCAACCAGGGUCUCCAUGCCCACAGAAAACAUUGUUCUGGAGGUUGCAGUCCUCAGUACAGAAGGCCAGGUCCAGGACUUUAAGUUUCCUCUGGGCAUCAAGGGAGCAGGCAGCUCAAUCCAACUCUCUGCCAACACUGUCAAACAAAACAGCAGGAAUGGGCUUGCAAAGUUGGUGUUCAUCAUUUACCGGAGUCUGGGACAGUUCCUUAGUACAGAGAAUGCAACCAUAAAACUGGGUGCGGACUUUAUUGGUCGUAAUAGCACCAUCGCAGUGAACUCUCACGUCAUUUCAGUUUCAAUCAAUAAGGAGUCCAGCCGCGUGUACCUGACUGAUCCUGUGCUUUUUACCCUACCACACAUUGAUCCUGACAAUUAUUUCAAUGCAAACUGCUCUUUCUGGAACUACUCAGAGAGAACUAUGAUGGGAUAUUGGUCUACCCAGGGCUGCAAGCUGGUUGACACAAAUAAAACUCGUACAACAUGUGCAUGUAGCCACCUAACCAAUUUUGCCAUUCUCAUGGCCCACAGGAAAAUUGCAUAUAAAGAUGGAGUUCAUGAAUUACUUCUCACAGUCAUCACCUGGGUGGGAAUUGUCGUUUCCCUUGUAUGCCUGGCUAUCUGCAUCUUCACCUUCUGUUUUUUCCGUGGUCUACAGAGUGACCGUAAUACUAUUCACAAGAACCUUUGUAUCAACCUUUUCAUUGCUGAGUUUAUUUUUCUAAUUGGCAUUGAUAAGACAAAAUAUACGAUUGCAUGCCCAAUAUUUGCAGGACUUCUACACUUUUUCUUUUUGGCAGCUUUUGCUUGGAUGUGCCUAGAAGGUGUGCAACUCUAUUUAAUGUUAGUUGAAGUUUUCGAAAGUGAAUAUUCAAGGAAGAAAUAUUAUUAUGUUGCUGGUUACUUGUUUCCUGCCACAGUGGUUGGAGUUUCAGCUGCUAUUGACUAUAAGAGCUAUGGAACAGUAAAAGCUUGCUGGCUUCGUGUUGACAACUAUUUUAUUUGGAGUUUCAUUGGACCUGUCACCUUCAUUAUUCUGUUAAAUAUCAUCUUUCUGGUGAUCACAUUGUGCAAAAUGGUGAAGCAUUCAAACACUUUGAAACCAGAUUCUAGCAGGUUGGAAAACAUUAAUAAUUACCGUGUUUGUGAUGGCUACUAUAAUACGGACUUACCUGGCUAUGAAGAUAAUAAGCCAUUUAUCAAGUCUUGGGUGCUUGGUGCUUUUGCUCUGCUGUGUCUUCUUGGCCUCACCUGGUCAUUUGGGUUGCUUUUUAUUAAUGAGGAGACUGUUGUGAUGGCGUAUCUCUUCACCAUCUUUAAUGCUUUCCAGGGAGUGUUCAUUUUCAUCUUUCACUGUGCUCUCCAGAAGAAAGUACGAAAAGAAUAUGGCAAGUGCUUCAGACACUCAUAUUGCUGUGGUGGACUCCCAACUGAGAGCCCCCACAGUUCUGUGAAGGCAUCAACCACCAGAACCAGUGCUCGGUAUUCCUCUGGCACACAGAGUCGUAUAAGAAGGAUGUGGAAUGACACUGUGAGAAAACAAUCUGAAUCUUCUUUUAUCUCAGGUGACAUCAAUAGCACUUCAACACUUAAUCAAGGAAUGACUGGCAAUUACCUACUAACAAACCCUCUUCUUCGACCCCACGGCACUAACAACCCCUAUAACACAUUGCUCGCUGAAACAGUUGUAUGUAAUGCCCCUUCAGCUCCUGUAUUUAACUCACCAGCAACCUACAGAGAGACAAGACAUUCACUGAACAAUGCCAGGGAUACAAGUGCCAUGGAUACUCUACCGCUAAAUGGUAAUUUCAACAACAGCUACUCACUGCGCAAGGGGGACUACAACGACAGUGUGCAAGUUGUGGACUGUGGACUAAGUCUGAAUGAUACCGCUUUUGAAAAAAUGAUCAUUUCAGAAUUAGUGCACAACAAUCUUCGGGGCAGCAGCAAGACUCACAACCUCGAGCUCACACUCCCGGUCAAGCCAGUGAUCGGAGGCAGCAGCAGCGAAGAUGAUGCUAUCGUGGCAGAUGCUUCAUCUUUAAUGCACGGCGACAACCCAGGGCUAGAGCUCCAUCACAAAGAACUCGAGGCCCCGCUUAUUCCUCAGCGGACUCACUCCCUUCUCUACCAACCCCAGAAGAAAGCGAAACCCGAGGGAACUGACAGCUAUGUCUCGCAGCUGACCGCGGAGGCGGAGGAUCACCUGCAGUCCCCCAACAGAGACUCUCUGUACACAAGCAUGCCCAACCUUAGAGACUCACCCUAUCAGGAGAGCAGCCCCGACAUGGAAGAAGACCUCUCUCCCUCCAGGAGGAGUGAGAAUGAGGACCUUUACUAUAAAAGCAUGCCAAAUCUCGGAGCUGGACGGCAGCUUCAGAUGUGCUACCAGAUCAGCAGGGGCAAUAGCGAUGGUUAUAUAAUCCCCAUUAACAAAGAAGGGUGUAUCCCGGAAGGGGAUGUUAGAGAAGGACAGAUGCAACUGGUAACAAGUCUUUAAUAGUACAGCUAAGGAAUUCCAAGGGCCACAUGCAAGUAUUAAUAAGUAAAAUAAAAGACUCCUUUGGCCCCGUGCAGCUCUCCCUCCAAGUCUGCUUGAAGAGAUGACUCUGUUGACCUGUGGUUCUCCGGUGUAAAAAAAAAAAAAAAAAAAAAAAAAAAAAGAUGACUGAACCUUGCAGUUCUGUGAAUUUUUAUAAAACAUACAAAAACUUUGUAUAUACACAGAGUAUACUAAAAUGAAUUAUUUGUUACAAAGAAAAGAGAUGCCAACCAGGUAUUUUAAGAUUCUGCUGCUGUUUAGAGAAAUUGUGAAACAAGCAAAAUAAAACUUUCCAGCCAUUUUACUGCAGCAGUUUGUGAACUUAAUUUGUAAAUAUGGCUGCACCAUUUUUGUAGGCCUGCAUUGUAUUAUAUACAAGACGUAGGCUUUAAAAUCCUGUGGGACAAAUUUACUGUACCUUACUGUUCCUGACAAGACUUGGAAAAGCAGGAGAGAUAUUCUGCGUCAGUUUGCAGUUCACUGCAAAUCUUUUACAUUAAGGCAAAGAUUGAAAACAUGUUUAACCACUAGCAAUCAAGCCACAGGCCUUAUUUCAUAUGUUUCCUCAACUGUACAAUGAACUAUUCUCAUGAAAAAAAAAUGGCUAAAGAAAUUAUAUUUUGUUCUAUUGCUAGGGUAAAAAUAAAUACAUUUGUGUCCAACUGAAAUAUAAUUGUCAUUAAAAUAAUUUUAAAAGAGUUUGAAGAAAAUAUUGUGAAAAGCUCUUGGUUGCACAUAUGUUAUGAAAUGUUUUUUCUUACACUUUGUCAUGGUAAGUUCUACCCGUUUUCACUUAUUUUCCACUGUAUACAGUGUUCUGCUUUGACCAGUUAGUCUUUAUUCUUACAUUUAAAUUUCUUAUUGCCAAAAGAACAAAGUGUUUUAUGGGGAGAAAACGCUUCAAAGCCAGUUCUGCCAUGCCUUGCACAAAUGUGGUGAAAUCUAGAAAAGAUUGUGUGUCAUCCUUCUGUUUAUUCUUGGAACAGAGGGCAAAGAGGGCACUGGGCACUUCUCACAAACUUUCUAGUGAACAAAAGGUGCCUAUUCUUUUUUUAAAAAAAGAAAAUAAAACAAAUAUUACUCUUCCAUAUCCCUUCUGCCUAUAUUUAGUAAUUAAUUUAUUUUAUGAUAAAGUUCUAAUGAAAUGUAAAUUGUUUCAGCAAAAUUCUGCUUUUCUUUUCAUCCCUUUGUGUAAACCUGUUAAUAAUGAGCCCAUCACUAAUAUCCAGUGUAAAGUUUAACACGGUUUGACAGUAAAUAAAUGUGAAUUUUUUCAAGUAGUUAAUGUGCACUUUUAUAUAUGAUACAUAAUUGGCUUUAACACAUUGAUCCUUUCCCACUCCUUCCUCCCCUUGGUUGAGGUGACUUCAUAGUUUAGGUAAUCCAUGGAUAUGUAAAAGAAUGCCAUUAAGUUGCCUGUUCAUUCUUCAUGUAAAAGGAUUACAUAUGCACAAAAUCUGGCAGAUAACUUUUCAAUAGGGAAAUAUACUAGAAGUAUUUUUUUGUUGUUGUUGCAUUGCACCCAAACUAAAAAUAAAUAAAUAAAUAAAAGAAGGUUUGGGAUUUCUACCAUCACAUUUGGGCAUCAUAAUUUUUUUUUUCUUAAAUUGAUUUUUCAGCAGUAUAUUGAGAAAUUCCUAAAACAUACUUUUACAGUUUGAGGAUUAUUAGUAUCUCUAUAGACAGCUGUGAAUGACAGUAUUUCUUAUCAUUGAAAGGUUUUGCUCCAAGUUCAAAAAUCAUAUAAUUGAAUCUCAACAAAUAGAUUUUUCCUAUUUAUAUCAUGAGCAUUUACUCCAAAUUCUUCUAAAGCUUAGUGGUUCUCUCAAAUGCUUCUACAAAGUUAGAAAUCACUUUUUUUUUUUUUAAAUGUGGGCAUACUUGGACAUGCCUAUUGAAUUUUAAAAGAGUAAGGACGAAUUUUAAGUAUAUACUCAUGUACUUAAAAGUGGAUACAGUGAAGUAGACACUAAAUACUGAAAAUAAAUUUAUCAAUCCUCUGAGAAAACAAAAUUCCACAUAAUUGUAUUUGCUAACAUUUUUCAGGAAUUUACAAAAUUUUAUUUGCUGGAAAGGAAUGUUAUAAAUACAAUUUUCAGUCUUGUUUUGCUUUUUCUUUUCAGUGCCUGAAACUACAGUAUUGUGUAAUAUAUUUUUCUUAGUGAACAACCUAACUAGGGUCAGGCCAUUUUGCUAAUUAAUUUAAAAAAAAAAAAAGAUGAAGAAGAAUAAAUGAAGAAAGGCAACAAUGACCACUCUGCUUACUAGUCCCAUCUCUGUGUCUCU
This is a messenger RNA of Ictidomys tridecemlineatus (thirteen-lined ground squirrel), 7744 nucleotides long. The record is from RefSeq and is a predicted model, not a curated record. Lineage: Eukaryota; Metazoa; Chordata; Mammalia; Rodentia; Sciuridae.